UGCGCGCUCCGCUGCGCGCUCUGGCUGCCUCUCAGCUGGGCAGGAGAGUGCAAACAGCUGGAGUCCUGUGAGAAGUGCCUGGAAGGAGACGCGUCGCAGAACACCACGGGCUGCGUGUGGAUGCGCUGCGGCGCUGCGGAGGAGCCAGGAGCUGGGGGCUGCAUUGGGAAGGGAGAACCCACCAAGGAGACAUGCACCAUCUACAAUGUCACGGCUGAGUGCCCAGCACGGAAAUCGCCCACCAAGGAGCCUCGGCGAGCGUCCACCAAGAAGCCAGAGAUCCUCACGCCAGGGACGACAGCCAGCCCCACGCUGACGCUCUUCGACUCGGCCAGCUUCGUGGGAGGCAUCGUCCUCGUGCUCAGCGUCCAGGCCGUCUUCUACUUCAUUGUCAAGUUCCUCAAGUCAAAGGACAGCACCUACCAGACAUUGUAAGCUCCCCCCUCCACGUGUACCCCGGCUGCCUUGGCCAAGCACGGCCCCGGGACCAGCUCUGCUCCCGAGCCCUGCCGCGUGGGCUGUGAGAUGGGGCGUGGAGGGGGAGACACGGCCUGGGCCUGCUUGGCUGCCGCAGACCCAUCCCUAGCUGGACAUGGGACAGCUGGUAGAUCCACCCUGGGGGGCAGGACGUAGCACUGUCCAGCUCCCAUCUGCCCACCUGUGUGGACUGCGCUGACUGGUACCUGUCUACAGCCACCGUGGCCACGUCCCUCCCCCACUUAGCUACGCAGUCGUGCACAGCUGGGGCCUCGUGGACGCUCGCUGCACCCGCGUCCCUGAGCACGUCUGAGAUCCUUGUGUGUCUGUCGCUGCAGCUGAAUGUGGCGCCUUUUCCGGGCUCCUCUGGCUUGCUUGCGGCUGUGCAUUGUUGAUUCUUCGUGCUCGCUGUGUGAGCUUCGUGCUCAGGCCCCUGUCUGACCCUUCCUGCGUUCUCCCCCCCUCUCCACCCAUACGCAGUCUGCCCUUGCCCCUGUGCGGAGGCCCGGUCUCCCGCGUUCCCCGGGUUAGCUCACGCUCUCCCUGUGAGCAAUAAACCCCAACUCGCCCUCUGGUGGAGACUCUCGUCCCUAUUUCUCGUCGGGUUGCUUCGCCUCCUGGCCCAUCUGUCUGGUGGGUUUGUCUCUGGUGCCUGCCAGCUGGCUUCUCCCCUUCCCCGCAUGGUUCUCCUCUCUCCUGCAGAGGCAGGAUCCGGGGCCCCAGGCCCACCGGCUGCC
Molecule: messenger RNA, 1214 nt
Organism: Pelodiscus sinensis (Chinese soft-shelled turtle)
Lineage: Eukaryota; Metazoa; Chordata; Testudines; Trionychidae
Source: RefSeq, a predicted model, not a curated record